Molecule: messenger RNA, 387 nt
Organism: Letharia columbiana
Lineage: Eukaryota; Fungi; Ascomycota; Lecanoromycetes; Lecanorales; Parmeliaceae
Exons: 2
Coding region: 1-387 (128 amino acids)
Source: RefSeq, a predicted model, not a curated record
AUGUCUCCGUCCUCAGAGCCAUGGCCAUGCUACUGUCAGGCCGACAGUGAUGGCAGAAGAAAAGAUACAAACGCCCAAAAGAUACAGGCAUUUAGAGCCACCAGAGACCACAGAGGCAGCCCCGGCUCUAAUCCUUAUGCUCCACCUCCACGUGCCAAAGUCCCUUUUUCAUCAGCAACUUCACUCUUGGCCCCCAACGUGUGCGGCAACCCGUUCAGCAUCGGCGACCCUCUGAACACUACCAUCGAAAGCUACAUCAUCAACGACUGUCCCACAUGCUCCGACGGCCACGUACCUACCUUCUACACAUACCGGGAUGCAGCAUGCUACCAAGGCGCGGCUGAAAGGCCAGAGACAGGGUUUAGGAGAGCGUUACAAGCUGUGUGA